Messenger RNA from Eubalaena glacialis (North Atlantic right whale), 396 nucleotides. It is a transcript of the gene HCRT, whose product is annotated as hypocretin neuropeptide precursor. The transcript is spliced from 2 exons. Gene Ontology annotation, biological process: feeding behavior; neuropeptide signaling pathway. The coding region runs from base 1 to 396 and encodes 131 amino acids. The record is from RefSeq and is a predicted model, not a curated record. Lineage: Eukaryota; Metazoa; Chordata; Mammalia; Artiodactyla; Balaenidae.
AUGAAUCCUCCCUCUACAAAGGUCUCCUGGGCCACCGUGACGCUGCUGCUGCUGCUGCUGUUGCUGCCGCCUGCACUGCUGUCGCCCGGGGCGGCCGCGCAGCCUCUGCCCGACUGCUGCCGUCAGAAGACGUGCUCCUGCCGCCUCUACGAGCUACUGCACGGCGCGGGCAAUCACGCGGCCGGCAUCCUCACGCUGGGCAAGCGGCGGCCCGGGCCCCCGGGCCUCCAGGGCCGGUUGCAGCGCCUCCUGCAGGCCAGUGGCAACCACGCGGCCGGCAUCCUGACCAUGGGCCGCCGCGCAGGCGCAGAGUCAGCGCCGCGCCCCUGCCCCGGGCGCCGGUGUCCCGCUGAGGCUACCUCGUCUGUCGCGCCCGGAGGACGGUCCGGGGUCUGA